This is a messenger RNA of Daucus carota subsp. sativus, 639 nucleotides long. RefSeq lists its product as uncharacterized. The record is from RefSeq and is a predicted model, not a curated record. The transcript has a single exon. Lineage: Eukaryota; Viridiplantae; Streptophyta; Magnoliopsida; Apiales; Apiaceae. Bases 1 to 639 code for a protein of 212 amino acids.
AUGGCGACUGGAAAGUUAUCAUUCACAGAUCUCCAGAAUCCUCUCUUUUUACACCCAUCUAACACACCUCUCUCAAUCAGUGUGCCAAAACUACAAGGUGCGGGAGAUUACAGAUCUUGGAAAAGAUCCUUCGAAAUUCAACUUUCAGCAAAACGGAAGCUAGGGUUUGUUGAAGGUACUGUUAUAAGGAGCACAAUAGACGCCGUGGAAGCUGGUCAAUGGGAUACCUGCAAUAACAUGGUGAUAUCAUGGCUUCAUAACAACAUUUCUGAAAAUAUCAAGUCUUCUGUUUUGUUCAUAAACACAGCUAGUGACAUUCGGAAACAACUCGAGAAGCGUUUUUCGUUAACUAAUGGCUCUCAGAAGUACAAGCUGAACAGGGACUUGUUUAAUCUUAAACAAAAUGUUUCAAAAGUGAGUGAUUAUUUCACUAACAUGAGCAGCCUUUGGGAGGAAAUUGAUUCGAUGAAUGCAUUGCCUGUCAUUACUGAAGUGACCACGGAGAUUGAAAAGUUGAUGAAGGCGUUGGACCAAAUAAAGGAGGAAUCAAGGUUGUUCCGAUUCUUGAAUGGGUUGGAUGAAACAUAUGGAGCUCAACGAAGUCAACUCUCGAAACUCAAAAUCUUCGCCACCCGUUAG